CGCAGUAGAGAUAUCCAGACCAGCGUGUGGACAAAGCUUAUGCAUUUCUCGGAAAGAAUCUGACUUUUGAAACAAACAGUUGUCUGUGCUUUUGUCUCUCUCGAGUAUCAAGCUAGCUUCCUCAGUACAAGAGAAAAGUUUGCUACAGCUGGCAUCAGGUUUACAUGCAGUAUGAUGGACAGAAGCUUCACGUCACGUGGGACUUCUUCCAGAACGUCAUUUCCGCUACCUUUCAUUCUGUUUGCCCUCCUCUCAAGUCGUUUAGUCUCAUCAGACGGCACAUUUUUGGCAGAAAAGGGGGAAAUAAAGUGCGAUGUUCCUUCAGUCAAACUCAGAGAAAACACACGUUUGACAUGCUAUUUUCCCGAGGAUGUCAGUCAGACGAGAAGAGAUUUUUCAGUCUAUCGUCAGAUCGGCAUGGAAACUGACGCCGUGAUAGACUGCUGGUGGUUGAGGGGUCGGUUAAACUGCUUUGUUGACCCACACUACAAGUACGACAAAAGGAUAUCCGACAGACUGACCAUUGAGAUUCAGCGAGUUUCACCAUCACACAUUGGCACGUACUCCUGCCACCUGGCCAAUUAUAUACAGGACUCCCUUAACACCUGUGACCUCAGUGUCACAAUAGACAGAUCAGUCUGCGAAAUCCCAUCUGCCAAACUGGAAUCACAGACUGUGUUGACAUGUUACUUUCCUGAGGACCUCAGCAAGACUCAAGCGGAUUUCUCUGUUUAUCACUACUCCAGCCCUGAUCUUAAGGAUACGGUUUUAAGUUGCACAUGGAAUGGAGACAGUCUUAGCUGUGACACAGUCCGUGGUUACCAGUUUGACAAGAAAGUCACCUCACAUCUCAGACUACGGAUAUACAAAAGGUCCUGGAGAACCAUCAAGGAACCUACAGUUGUCGGGCACAAGGCGAUGUUCUUUCCGAGAACUGCUCUUUCGCUCUUAAGACAGAAACGACAUCAUCAUGUCAUGUUCCAAGUGUUCCAGAAAUGGAACCGACAACUCUGACCUGUAACUUUAGUGUCGACGUCAGCGCCACUAAACGAGAUUUCAGAGUGAUCCAUUUCAAUAGUCAAGACAAAAAAGGUGGUGAAAUCCUGAGCUGUACCUGGACAAGCGACCAACUGUUCUGCAACAAAGCUCCUGGGUUCGAGUUCAACAAGUCUGUCACUGAUCACCUGUUCAUUGAAGUCCCGCAGGCCAGGCAGGAGCACAAUGGGUCAUACACUUGUUACCUGGAAGGCUCUGACAGACAAGAGUCAUGUGAUUUUAUUGUCAUGACAGCAAGUCAAAAUACAGAUAAUGCAGCUGCUGUCAGUGUCGGAGUCAUCAUCCCUUUGCUGAUUAUUGUAGCAUUGAUCGUUAUUGUUUUCGUCUUCAAACGCAGAUCAAGAACUCGAAAGGAAAAUACAGAUAUUGAAGAAAAUGAGGACAUGUUAUCACAGAUGUCAGAGGCCGACUCAGAUUGUUUCCAGAAAAAGUAUCCAGGGUAUGAAUCAAAGUCGUAUUAUGUGCCACCACUCUACUUCAACAGAAACACAUAUACAACUUUCCGUAUAGCCGGAGAGGACGUGUCCGUCACAGAGUUUCCUGAUGACCACACUGUGAAACUGGACCAGGCGAUGUCUACGAUUUUUAAAAGUUUUCGCCUUCUGGGGAAAAAACACAUUAUGUUUGUCAUAUCACAGUUUGAUUACGACGACUGCCUGGAAUAUCUCCGACAAGAUUCCAGUAAAAGACGGGAAGUAAAGAACUACGGCGACUUUGAUGUCCUCAUUGUUCAUCGUCGUUACGGGGUUCUGGUUGGGGUGGUGAUGACUUGUAAUGAUAAGACAAACAAGAUGGUGAUGGUCAAGGAUUUGGAAAAAAGCUGUCAACAACUAGACAACGCAUAUCAGAUGUUGGUAGAUCUUACGACCGAUCAACAGCCUAAAAUUAGUAUACACAAACUUUUGAUAUUGCCAAAUCUACAGCACAAAAGUUUGAAAAGCGUGUUUCGGCAAAACACAAAUGCUAAGAAGGUCCUAGCUGAUUGCCUUGAACUUUCAAAGCUUGAUAACGUUCAUCAGAAAUGUUUGUGUGCUGAUGACCUGCAGGGUAACAAUAGAACCCAGAAAUUGGGAGAAUGGCUUGAAAAACAAGUUUCUACAUCACAAGAAUGCAUUCCCGACGACAAAUAUGUGGAAGUACUUGAAAGAUUCUGUGGACAUACUAUUAAGAUGCCUUUGAUUCCUCGUGGUAUCCUACCCACGACAUUACGAGCAGCAGUAAAUGUGACGGGGAAUCUCUUCAGUCUGCCAAUCCUACAGCCCGAGCAGCGGGAUGCACUACAAAACGUGGAAUCUCAACCUUCUGUACAGGAAGUUUCGGGGGCCGGAUGGGACUGCGUCGCGGGCCGGAUAUGGCACCGCGUCGCGGGCUGGAUAUGGCCCGCGGGCAGUAGGUUGAGCAUCCCUGGAUUAGAACAUCUUGUCUUCCUCUCGGGGCCACCUGCUUCAGGAAAAACGAGGACGCUGGUGUUGACAGGCAAGCAAUGGCUGUACGACGGUCACGAUGUGCAUGUUGUGUCCACCUGGAGAGGGAGUCGGACAGCAUCCAGUAUGAUACAUGCUGAGUUGUCCAAGUAUGUUGAAAACAUGACCUCACCGACAAAGAUAGGGGAAGGUCAUCCCACAAGAUUUUGAACUCGAUACUGAAGAUGUUGACAGCUGUGUCAACAAACUGUCGGAGGCGGCCAACGGAAAUGUUCUGUACAUCAUUGCUGACGAAACAGGGCCAUACGAAGAAAACCAUUCAACGUUUAAGGCUUUUGCUGAAGGUUUAAUAAAGAAGGUGCCACAACUUCAUUUCUGGGCUGCCAACUGUCUCAAGGGAGCUGCCCCGGAUCGCUUUCAUAAGCCAGUCUUUAGCAGCAGCUUUACUGCUCCACCCGCUAUACUGCUGCACGAGGGUGUGACCAAACUUGUCUCUGGCUGUGGCAUCGAUGUCCAUACUUCCAGCAGCAGGACCAUAGCGCCAACAGAAGGUCCACCAGUAAAAUUAAUCAAACACAAAAAGAAGAAUCACCAGGCUGAUUACCCAUGGGAAUGUGAAACAUGCGCCAAAGCUGUUGUUGACUUUCUCCAAACUCUUGACAUUUGUUGCGAAGCAGAGGCAUGUCCACACAUGACUGACGCUUCACAGCACCUGAACUACAGCGAUGUACUGAUGAUGUUUGAAACUGAAUCUGACACUACUAAUUUGCUUCUUUGUGAAAUGUUGAGGAAGAAAAAUAUAAAGGUUAACAUACUGGAAGAUGGACAGACCAAUGUCGUUACUUCAGGAAUUGAUGAGAUAGUGGUUGCUAAGUGGCAUCACAUUCUUGGAGUCAAGAAGAAAGUCGUGGUUUACGUGGGAGGAGAUCCAGAGCUCAAGAAAAAACCAAGAAAACCUACCAUGUGGAAAAGACUACGGGGACUCACCAGCUCAAGUUCCCUACUGAUUUGGGUAACGGGGGACAAAUUCAACAAGGAUGAUGAUGAGGAGAAAGAGGAGAAAGAGGAGGAAGAAGAAAAGGAGGAAGAGGAGAAAGAGGAAGAAGAAGAAAAAAAAGAGGAGGAGUAAAAUAUUUACUUUAAUACAUGAGUGAAUGCAAACGUCAGCCAAGUCAAGGACAUUACAAGUAGUACAGGGGACAUUGUAUCGUAUCACUCGGUCCAAAUUACUCCCACAUUGAUAGUACAGAAGGGAACAUUUGUUGCCUCCGGGCCUUAAUUAACCUCUUUUGAUGCCUAGCUUACCUUGCUGCUGAAGAUCAUUCUGACUGGAAGCCUUCCUGGACAUGAAAUAUUGUAAUUUGUUAAAGACAUCACCAACCAGUAACUUACUGUAGUCCUUCCUUCUUGUAAAGAGUGUAAGGAAGUCAGCACUUGUUUCCCAUCGCCUUCUGUCCAUCAUGACCUGACUUACCGAGUUUCCUUGGUUUAGAAAUAACAUCUGUGGUUGAAGCAUUUUGGUGGUGAGCAGUAUUUAAGCUUUGAAAUGCCAUAAAUCAGGGUUAGGUUGGCUAUGUAUGGCUCACUAUGUUUUUAACUGAUGUAUAUUGUAGUCUGUUGAAUUUUUACCAUUUCUUUCCUCAUAUUUUAAGCACUCUGUUCUGUAUUUCUUCUGUAGCAUAUUGUCUGAAAACGAGAAUUUUUAAUCAUCAAUAUAACCUGCGGAGUUGUAAAGCAAAACGUAAACAUGUUUGUGCUGUUGUUUUUAUCCAUUUGAUAAUAUACUAUUUGUUUAUGUGUGGAAUGAGACUUGUUGCACUCAGUGCACUUGCUGCAGCCAAUUGUAUUAAAGUCGCUAACUGGUGGGUGUAAUAAAUAACUGAUUUUGUAUCAGUCACCUGGUUUGUUGCUUAAAAUCUAUUAAAAUAAUUCAAAUUAAA
This is a messenger RNA of Pomacea canaliculata, 4420 nucleotides long. RefSeq lists its product as uncharacterized. Bases 996 to 2690 code for a protein of 564 amino acids. The transcript has 16 exons. Lineage: Eukaryota; Metazoa; Mollusca; Gastropoda; Architaenioglossa; Ampullariidae. The record is from RefSeq and is a predicted model, not a curated record.